AUGGCUUCUGAAUCCAAAGAAGUGGAGACUGAUUUAUCUCCAGUUCUGAAGGUCUACAAAGACGGCACUGUGGAGAGAUUCUUUACCUCUCCAUAUGUUCCUCCAUCAUUAGAUGAUCCCAUCACUCAUGUCUCCUCAAAGGACAUCAGAAUUUCAUCAGAAGUUUCAGCAAGAAUUUACCUCCCAAAGAUCACUGAUCCCAUCUGCAAAAAGAUCCCAAUUUUAGUCUACUUUCAUGGUGGUGGAUUUUGCCUGGGAUCAGCUUUCGCUCCUCUUGAGCAUCGAUAUCUUAAUCAAUUAGUUUCCAAAGUUAAUGCUGUGACAAUCUCGGUUGAGUACAGGCUUGCACCAGAACACUCUUUGCCUGCAGCUUAUGAAGAUUGUUGGACUGCCCUUCAAUGGGUUGCCUCAAAUCUUAAGGAUGAUUCUGAAACUGAUGGCGAAAAAGAGCCAUGGCUGAUUCAAAACGGUGAUUUCGAUAAAGUUUACCUGGGAGGUGAUAGUGCUGGUGGGAUUAGUAAUCCAUUGAUCAAUCCUCUCAGUGACGAUGCACCGGAUUUAUCGAGGAUUGGAUGUCGGAAGGUGCUUGUGUGUUGUGCAGAGAAGGAUGAACUGAGAGAUAUAAAUCUCAGAUAUGUUGAAGCAUUGAAGGAAAGCAAUUGGGAAGGUGAAGUGGAGCUGGCUGAUGUAGAAGGUGAGGGUCACUGCUUUCAGUUCUUUGAUCCUUGCACUGAGAAGGCACAGAGUUUGAUAAGCAAUGUAGCUUCCUUCAUCACUGGCUAA
Messenger RNA from Oldenlandia corymbosa var. corymbosa, 783 nucleotides. NCBI's taxonomy places the organism in Eukaryota, Viridiplantae, Streptophyta, Magnoliopsida, Gentianales, Rubiaceae. The record is from the annotation of a GenBank genome assembly.